Messenger RNA from Protopolystoma xenopodis, 552 nucleotides. The record is from the annotation of a GenBank genome assembly. NCBI's taxonomy places the organism in Eukaryota, Metazoa, Platyhelminthes, Monogenea, Polystomatidea, Polystomatidae.
CAAGAUAUGGUAUUCCAAUUGCAGCGCUUCAUUAAUGCAAUGGCCGUCUAUCAUGAACGUUGCUAUGAAGCGAUGUGUGAAGCCAAUAUUUUCCCUAUCGAGAUGGACCUUUCGCAAAACGCGUUUGCCUACACUCCUGAACAGAUUAAUACUGGACAUUCGGAAGAUGAGGAUAAGCAAUGCAGGGAGAUUGGAGAUGACGCUGGUCUGGAUAGACCGGAUGGACUCGAUAGUGGAGACGAGGUGAAUGUUCUGAAAGAGGAAGCCGCCCAAGCACGUCAGCGGCGGCUUUGUCAAAGCAGUCGGGAUCAACGGCCGCAAGUACCAAGUAUUAAAGACGAGGAACAGCUGCUUGAUCUCAGUGAACUCGAUCUCACGGGCACUGCUACUACUGGCUUAGAGUCUGCUCCACAACAGGACUAUGCGCAGCUUAUUCCAAUGAUCCAAAUGGAUGACUUCCCUGUUACCUAUCGGAUGUACCCAUCCUUGGAAAUGAUGCUGGACAGACUGAUCAAACUUCUUCCUCGAAUCACUUCAAGCAGGGCAGUGUAG